AUGCCCCCGCCGUCAGCCCGCUCUGCCUGCCCCGUCCUCGCCCCCAGCACAAGCACCCACCUCGGCAAACGCCCCUCCUCGUCCACCGACAUCGACGACCCUGCCCAUUCGCGCAAAACUCAGUCCGCCUCCUCUCUCAAACUCCAGUUGUCGUCCUUGGAGAGAGAGAAUCUGAGACACAAAUCGAAUGAGAGCAAGCUGCAAGUGCAGCUGGAGGAACAGAGAAUAGAGAUCGAGAGACUGAAAGAGGAACGGUACGGGCUCUAUGAGGCCAAGGUGGAUGAAGUCAAUCGGGGUGAGGAGAAGGAGAAGAGGUGGGGAGAGGAGAGGAGGAGGUAUGCGGAUGAGGUCGCCUUGUUCAGGCAGCGCAACACAGCGCUGGCCAAUGAGCUGGAAGAACUUCGAAGUCAACACACCCUUCUCUAUGGGAAACAUACCAGCUUGUCUUCAUCUACCUCAAACGAAAUCAAUCUGCUUCAAGCACGGAUCGUUGAGGUGGAAAAGGAACGAGAGUCUCUCAAGGGGUGGGAAAGGAGAGCAAGGGGACUGAGUAUCGAGCUCGAAGAGGAGAGGAGACGGAGGAUCGAGGGCGGGGAAAAGGAGUCUGUUCCAAGCAGGCCCGACGAGACUUUGUCCAAUGAGGUCAAACGACAAUCCCUGAACCUUUCGACCAUCUACCGAGCCAAUGAGACACUCAAGUCCGAGCUUGUUGAACUCCGCUCCCACCGUAAAACUAUAGAAUCCGUUGAGCGUGCCCACAAGGAGACCGAACAGUCCCUUGGGGAAGAAAUCAAGGUGCUUCAAGAGCAGCUCGAACGUGCGCGCCGAGAUAUGGACUCUCUCACGCAAACUUUUCCCUCGGCAGAUGAUACAGCGCAGUUGACCCAACUCAGAACUCGACUCUCUGCGCUUUCGACACUGCAUACUCAAGCCGCCAGUGAGCUUGCCCAAAGAGAGUGUACUAUCCGAGACUUGCGCACAAGGCUGGCGGACUUGGCAGAGAGCUCAAGAGCGACUGUCGGCGAAAUCUCCUCGAGGCUGCAGGAAACUGAGCGCGAGCUGCGUUGGGCUGUGGAAGGCAGGCAAAGCGCCGAACGGAGGGAGACUCUCAUCAGGCAAGAAGUGGACACAUUGAGGUCGUCAGGUGCUGGGAGUGGAGUGGAUGCAGCAGAGAUGGACCGACUCCUGCAAACUUACAGGGAUAUGGUCGAAACGAUGCAGCGUGACUCGAGACUAGUUGAGGAGAAGGUUGUUCGGGGGCAAGGAUUGGUUCAGGCCCACGAGCUUGCCAAUGCUCAGGAAAGAAUAUCUCAGCUGGAGUCUGAUGUAGUCGAGUUUGAUAAGACCAUUGAGGAACUUACAACCGCCAACACUCGCCUUGAUGCUGAGGUCAGCUCCCUGAUGUGCCGGGUGGCCUCAGGCGAGUUCAAUCCCGUGACUGAGCGAUGUCUUGAGCUGCGCAACAACCCUGAAGCCAAAAUACAAUUCAUCCGCCAGCAAGAGUUGACGGCUCUACGCCAGGAGAAUGAUGAACUGCUUGAGAGGUUGGCGGAACUUGAUGGGAUACUGAGUCAGCAAGGGAUGAGUGGGGAUGUCAAAGAAGGGAUGGUACCCCGGUCAAGUUAUGAAAGACUGAAAAAAGACCAGGAGGACAUCGGGAGGGCGCAUGAAAAGAGAUUGACGCGCUUGAAAGAGGUCUUUGCUGCCAAAACAUUGGAAUUCCUUGAAGCAGUGUAUUCAGUCCUCGGCUGGCGUAUCAAGUUUGAGGAAUCUGGCUCCGAUAUCCGCUUGACCAGCAUGUACGCACCGAAAGGCAAAUCUGGCCUCACAAUCAGGAUGACAUCAAGAGAAGGGCAUUUUGGGUCCAUGAGGAUGAGUGGUAUGAUGGCAAGAAGUCUGGAGGAGGCCAGACACUUCUGGGUUGUGGAAAGACAGAGUGUACCUGGGUUCUUGGCACAGGUCACUAUUGAGAUGUUUGAGAAGACUACUAUGGGAAGGGCUGCAGGGUAUGUUGGCUUGGAAUAG
Messenger RNA from Cryptococcus wingfieldii CBS 7118, 2025 nucleotides. RefSeq lists its product as hypothetical. The coding region runs from base 1 to 2025 and encodes 674 amino acids. The transcript is spliced from 5 exons. The record is from RefSeq and is a predicted model, not a curated record. Lineage: Eukaryota; Fungi; Basidiomycota; Tremellomycetes; Tremellales; Cryptococcaceae. Gene Ontology annotation, biological process: mitotic spindle assembly checkpoint signaling; attachment of mitotic spindle microtubules to kinetochore. Gene Ontology annotation, cellular component: nuclear envelope; kinetochore; mitotic spindle.